AAUCUAUGUUUGGAAAUAGAAAAAAUAGUCCGCUAUGCGCUGUAACGCAGUUAUCAAUUUUAACUGAUAUGGAAAGUAUAGUUAUCGAGUAUGAUACGAUUACAGUAUUAUAAUUUCUGGGAAUAUGCAAUACGCCUCUACGGGUUUCUUAAAUAACAUUUGUGCGCAGCAUCAAUGUACUGAGUUUAUGUUAGUCAUCAUGCUGAAACGAGCUUUAUUCCUUGACACGUACAAAUGAUUGUUAUUCAUUGCACGAAUGUUGUGGGCGUUACAAAACGGUGCUUUAUCACACGAUGUAUGAAACAUUGAUAUCGUGAACUAUGAUCGUGUUAUUUUUUGGAUUUCAUUGGCGAUUACUAUCAACAACUGUCAACUGUCAAUUGUAAGGCGCGUAGAGACUCCCUUAUUCAUCAUGUUUUAAUGUUAUGAUUAGAAAAAUGCUAUGGCGUCCUUAAGAUCACAUAAUGGCGAUACAGAGUCUGAGAGCGAUAAGUUUGAGGGAUCAAAAAUUGAUCGACAUGGUUUUCUUCAGGACUCAAACUGUAGCACAGAUAGUCUUGCAAAACAAGGAAUACCACCCGAAGUAAUGUUACGAAGAGAGAGAAAGUGGAUACAGAUGUUAGAAAAUUGGAAAUAUUUCAUGAAUACAAAUUAUCGCAAAGUUCGGGAACGAUGUCGAAAAGGUAUACCGCCUUCCAUCAGACUUCGCGCGUGGUUGUACCUCUGCGGGGGUCAACUGUUGAUGGAUACAAAUCCAAAUUUAUUUGAGGAGUUGGUAGAACGAGCCGGUGACCCGAAAUAUAUAGACGAUAUUAAAAAGGAUCUUCAUCGGCAAUUUCCGCAUCAUGUGAUGUUUAUCGGAGAAGCUCCUGGACAGGAAGAAUUGUUUAAAGUAUUGAAGGCAUAUUCCAUUUUGAAUAGCAAAGUAGGUUACUCCCAAGCUCAAGCACCUAUUGCUGCAUUUUUGCUGAUGCAUAUGCCAGCGGUACAAGCAUUUUGGUGCCUCGUCGCGAUAUGUGACAAAUACCUGGUCGGGUAUUAUAGUCAAGAUAUGGAAACGCUAUUACGCGAUGGAGACAUUCUAUUUGCUCUGCUCAAAAGAGUUUCUCCUGUCGCUUAUAAACACGUGAAAAAACUAAAAAUGGAACCAAUUUUGUAUAUGACCGAGUGGUUUUUAUGCGUUUAUACGCGAACACUGCCAUGGGAAAGUAUUCUACGGGUGUGGGAUAUGUUUCUUUGCGAAGGAGUUAAAGUUAUUUUCAAAGUUGGUCUAGUAUUGUUAAAAGGUAGCUUAGGUCGUACGUCUCUCGUUAAACGUUGUCCAACAGUUUACGAAACACUUCAAGUAUUACGGAAUCCCCCGCAGCAUAUUAUGGAAGAAGAAGCUUUAGUUUACCAAAUUCGAAAAUUAAAUCUAACCGAAGAGGAUUUCGAAUACGAGCAUCAGCGUCAAGUAAUGAAACGAAAAGCAGCGGAACAGGCACCCCCUUCCACUGCCAAUUGGACAGACUGAUAAAAAAAAGCAAAUUACGCGUAAUACGAGUACCGAGCUUACAGGUAUUACUCCGAAGUGUGCCUUCCUUUAUAUUCUUCGUAUUGUACAGAUCGUCAAAUUUAUAUAACUAUACUUUUACAAAACAUAGAAAUAAUAUUUAGCCAAGUUCAAUAAGUACCAAACUUCUUUAUUACAAAUUUAGAUAAUUCGUAAAUAUGUCAUACACGAGUACACAUUCCCCGAAUAGAUAAACUAGAUAACUUAUCCCUAUUUUUUCUACAGUAACAGAGUUAUAAAGAUGCACAAUACUUGUAGAUGUUUAUAGUACCGUUUAAUCUUGUAUUAUUUCGACCGUAUUUCUAGUUAUAAACAUUUUAAGAUUUUUAUAUUUAUGUACAAAAAAAAAAAAUGGUAAAAGAUUACAUUUUUUAAGAAUAAAGUUUACCAUAUAAUAAUGUUAUCGAAUAGAAAUUGUUUCGUUUAGGUCAAUGUUGUUUUUGUUAAAAUUUAAGUAAACAAUGAAAAAUGAUGUAAUUAAAUACAUGUUACAAGUACAUA
Molecule: messenger RNA, 2053 nt
Organism: Hylaeus anthracinus
Lineage: Eukaryota; Metazoa; Arthropoda; Insecta; Hymenoptera; Colletidae
Gene: wkd
Product: TBC1 domain family member 10A
Exons: 6
Coding region: 443-1513 (356 amino acids)
Source: RefSeq, a predicted model, not a curated record